Molecule: messenger RNA, 2188 nt
Organism: Nymphaea colorata (pocket water lily)
Lineage: Eukaryota; Viridiplantae; Streptophyta; Magnoliopsida; Nymphaeales; Nymphaeaceae
Product: GTPase LSG1-1-like
Exons: 7
Coding region: 175-1992 (605 amino acids)
Cellular component (GO): cytosol
Molecular function (GO): GTPase activity; GTP binding
Source: RefSeq, a predicted model, not a curated record
CGGGGCGUGGUCGACCUCCGAGUUCUUGAGAGAGGGUUGCAGUGCAAAAUCUGCCGCGCAUAUAACCCGCCUCCUCCCUCCUUGUGCGCCGUUUUUGGGUUCAUUUUUCUGUCCGCCCCGCGGCUCCCUCCCCUUUUUCUUUGGGCUCCAAAGGUAGCAGGGCUAAGGGCAGAGAUGGUGAGGGGCGGGAGCAGCAGCAGCGGCAAGUCGGGCGUCGGCAGGGCGUUGGUGAAGCAGCACAACCAGACGGUGCAGCUCUCCAAGGAGAAGGGCCGCGCUCUGCGCAAGCAGCGCGUGCUCGAGUCUGUCACUGACGUUGGCGACAUCGACGCCGUUAUCGAGCAGGCUGAAGAAGCCGGAAGGAUCUUCGACGCGGAUAACCCGCUUCCGGAUGUCCUUAUCAACUUCGAUCUGAACUCUGAUUUAACACCUGAAGAAAGGAGGGGACAACAAAAGAGAGAGGAGGCGUUGCACCAAAGCAGCCUUCGUCUUCCUCGUAGGCCUCCUUGGAGAACCAGUAUGUCGCCUGAAGAGCUUGAUGAGAAUGAGAGAAAUGCAUUUUUGAGCUGGCGCCGGUCGCUUGCAAGGCUUGAGGAAAAUGAGAAUCUUGUCCUCACACCAUUUGAAAAGAAUCUAGACAUAUGGAGACAACUAUGGCGUGUUCUAGAGCGCAGCGAUCUACUUGUUAUGGUUGUGGAUGCACGCGAUCCCUUGUUUUACAGGUGCCCAGACCUUGAGGAGUAUGCAAAGGAGAUAGAUGAGAAUAAAGAGACUGUGCUACUUGUCAAUAAAGCGGAUCUUUUGCCCUUAACAGUCAGAAAAAUCUGGGCAAGAUAUUUUCGGGUCCAUGGAAUUCAACACAUAUUUUGGUCUGCAAAAGCUGCAGCAGCUGCUUUCGAAGGAAAAAAGUUGAACAGCCACUGGGGAACAGAGGAGGAAGAGCUUCUGUCUGACCUGUCCCAUGAAGAUGUGAAAAUAUAUGGAAGGGAUGAACUAUUGGUUCGAUUGCACAGGGAAGGAAAAGCUAUUGUUGAGGCCAGAGAGAAUUCCCCUGGCAAUAGCCUGGAACAGAUUUCUCAUCAUCAGCCCCAUUAUCCAGCAUGUGGUGCAAGGCCUUCAGACAAGAAAGUUGUUGUAGGAUUUGUAGGAUACCCAAAUGUUGGAAAGAGUUCAACAAUUAAUGCAUUGGUUGGUGAGAAGCGAACUGGGGUUACUUCUACCCCUGGGAAAACAAAACACUUCCAGACCUUGAUCAUUUCUGAGGAACUUAUGUUGUGUGAUUGCCCUGGUUUAGUUUUCCCAUCCUUUACUAGUUCCAGACAUGACAUGGUUGCCUUAGGAGUGCUACCGAUAGAUCGGAUGACUGAGCACCGGCAAGCUCUGCAGGUUGUAGCUAACCAUGUCCCUAGAGUUGUCCUUGAGAAUGUCUAUAAUAUAAGCUUACCCAAACCCAAACCAUAUGAGUCACAAUGUAGACCACCUUUUUCAUCCGAGUUACUGAGAACUUAUUGCUCUUCUCGUGGAUAUGUAUCGUCAAGUGGACUUCCAGAUGAAACACGAGCUGCACGGCAGAUUCUGAAGGAUUACAUAGAUGGGAAGCUGCCUCAUUUCAAAUUGCCACCAGAACUUCCCGCAGAUGUUUCUGAGCAAGACAUAGCUGAAAGAAUGGGGCUUUGUCAUCUAGGUGACUACGUCAACAAAAGGUUGGAAUCUGACUCAGAAAAACAGCAUGACGCGAGUGAAGAUGCUGUUUCCUCGAACGUUGCUAAUUUAUUGAGUGACCUUGAUGCAUUUGAUUCCUCUAGUGAUCUUGCUGGGUCAGUUGCUUAUGUGAAGGAGAAGAAAGCUGUUACUGCAAAGCAUAAACAUCAUAAGAAGCCACAGAGGAAAAAAGAUCGAUCAUGGCGGGUACGGAAUGAUGGUGGUGAUGGAAUGCCUGUGGUGGGAGUAUUUCAGAAACCCGUUAGUUUUGGAGCUAUGAGAGCCACCUGAGGUUUCUCUAUCGCUACCUGGCUUCUGAUGUGCAGUAUGAACCUUGGUUUCUCCAUUUUUAGUCAGUUGUACGGCGUGUAGAUAUGUUGAUGGCCUGUGUGGCGUAUGUUCGCAAUAUGGUGCGGGGUUACUAAAUUUUUGAAACUUUUUCCUGUCUUAUAUUUUAUUGAGUGAAAUGGUAUACGUUAUUCGGAUA